Chanos chanos (milkfish) is the source of this 2646-nucleotide messenger RNA. It is a transcript of the gene eef2l2, whose product is annotated as eukaryotic translation elongation factor 2, like 2. Gene Ontology annotation, cellular component: ribonucleoprotein complex; cytosol. Gene Ontology annotation, biological process: translational elongation. Gene Ontology annotation, molecular function: GTP binding; GTPase activity; ribosome binding. The record is from RefSeq and is a predicted model, not a curated record. NCBI's taxonomy places the organism in Eukaryota, Metazoa, Chordata, Actinopteri, Gonorynchiformes, Chanidae. The transcript is spliced from 15 exons. The coding region runs from base 1 to 2646 and encodes 881 amino acids.
AUGCUGGGCAAGAAGAGGGGAAAACGGUGCAGUCAGUCACGGAAAGCUAAUUUGUUGCACUGUCAGGUGAACUUCACAGUAGACCAGAUCCGAGAGAUCAUGGACAAAAAGUCCAACAUCAGGAACAUGUCCGUGAUCGCCCAUGUGGACCAUGGCAAAUCCACACUCACCGACUCCCUUGUGUGUAAGGCCGGAAUUAUCGCCUCGGCCAGAGCUGGAGAGACCAGGUUCACAGACACCAGGAAAGAUGAACAAGAAAGAUGCAUCACCAUCAAAUCCACAGCUAUUUCUCUGUACUAUGAGCUGAGUGACAAUGACCUGGCCUUCAUUAAGCAGAGUAAGGAUGGCUCUGGUUUCCUCAUCAACCUCAUCGACUCUCCAGGCCACGUGGACUUUUCCUCUGAGGUCACAGCCGCUCUGAGGGUCACAGACGGAGCUCUCGUGGUUGUCGACUGUGUGUCAGGUGUGUGUGUUCAGACGGAGACGGUGUUGAGGCAAGCGAUUGCUGAACGCAUUAAGCCAGUUCUGAUGAUGAAUAAAAUGGACCGGGCUUUGCUGGAGCUGCAGCUGGAUGCAGACGAGCUUUACCAGACGUUCCAGCGCAUCGUGGAGAAUGUCAACGUCAUCAUCUCCACAUACGGAGAGGGCGAACAUGGGCCAAUGGGAAACAUUAUGGUGGAUCCUGUGGUUGGAACUGUGGGGUUUGGAUCAGGCCUCCACGGCUGGGCUUUCACUCUGAAACAGUUUGCUGAGAUGUAUGUGGCCAAAUUCGCUGCUAAAGCUGAGAAGAAGAAAGACCUGCCCCCUGCAGAACGCUGCAAAAAGGUUGAAGACAUGAUGAAAAAAUUAUGGGGAGAUAAGUACUUCGAUCCAGCCACUGGAAAAUUCAGCAAGACAGCGACCAACGCAGAGGGCAAGAAACUUCCUCGCACUUUCUGCCAGCUCGUCCUGGAUCCUAUCUUCAAGGUGUUUGAUGCUAUCAUGAAUUUUAAGAAGGAGGACACACAGAAGUUGAUUGAGAAACUGGAGGUGAAGCUGGAUGCUGAAGACAAGGAGAAGGAGGGAAAACCACUGCUUAAGGCUGUUAUGCGUCGGUGGCUACCAGCAGGGGACGCUCUUCUCCAGAUGAUCACCAUUCACCUGCCAUCUCCUGUCACAGCCCAGAAAUAUCGCUGUGAGCUGCUGUAUGAGGGUCCUGGAGAUGACGAGGCCGCCAUGGGCAUUAAGAACUGUGAUCCCAAAGCUCCUCUGAUGAUGUAUAUUUCUAAGAUGGUGCCCACGAGCGAUAAGGGACGAUUCUACGCCUUCGGCAGGGUUUUCUCCGGCAUGGUGGCCACUGGGCAGAAGGUUCGAAUCAUGGGGCCAAACUACUCCCCAGGGAAGAAAGAGGACCUGUACUUAAAGCCCAUUCAAAGAACCAUUCUGAUGAUGGGUCGCUAUGUGGAGCCCAUUGAAGAUGUGCCAUGUGGGAACAUUGUGGGACUGGUUGGGGUGGACCAGUUCCUGGUGAAGACCGGAACCAUAACCACAUUUGAGCAUGCUCACAACAUGCGUGUGAUGAAGUUCAGUGUCAGCCCUGUGGUGCGUGUGGCCGUGGAGGCCAAGAACCCGGCUGACCUGCCCAAACUGGUGGAAGGGCUCAAACGCCUGGCCAAGUCCGACCCAAUGGUGCAGUGUAUCAUUGAGGAGUCAGGGGAGCACAUUGUUGCGGGUGCUGGGGAGUUACAUCUGGAGAUCUGCCUUAAAGAUCUGGAGGAGGAUCACGCCUGCAUCCCUCUCAAGAAAUCUGAUCCAGUGGUGUCAUAUCGUGAGACUGUGAGUGAUGAUUCAGACCAGGUCUGUUUGUCCAAAUCUCCCAACAAACACAACCGCCUGUACAUGAAGGCGCGGCCCUUCCCAGACGGUCUGGCCGAGGACAUCGAUAAGGGCGAUGUGACUGCCAGGCAGGAGCUCAAACAAAGGGCGCGGUACCUGGCAGAGAAAUACGAGUGGGAGGUGGCAGAGGCCCGUAAGAUUUGGUGUUUUGGACCAGACGGAACUGGACCCAACAUCCUGGUGGACAUCACCAAAGGUGUGCAGUAUCUGAAUGAGAUCAAAGACAGCGUCGUGGCUGGAUUCCAGUGGGCCACCAAAGAAGGCGCUCUGUGUGAGGAGAACAUGAGAGGCGUCCGUUUCGACAUUCAUGAUGUCACUCUGCAUGCCGACGCCAUCCAUAGAGGGGGGGGUCAGAUUAUCCCCACUGCCCGCAGAGUCCUCUACGCAUCCAUGCUCACUGCCCAGCCAAGACUCAUGGAGCCCAUCUACCUGGUGGAGAUUCAGUGUCCAGAACACGUGGUGGGCGGGAUCUAUGGUGUCUUAAACAGGAAGAGGGGGCAUGUGUUUGAGGAGUCCCAGGUGGCAGGAACGCCCAUAUUUGUAGUGAAAGCCUACCUGCCCGUCAACGAGUCCUUUGGUUUCACAGCAGAUUUGCGCUCGAACACUGGGGGGCAGGCUUUCCCUCAGUGUGUGUUUGACCACUGGCAGAUUCUGCCCGGAGAUCCGUACGAUGCCACCAGCCGGCCGUGCCAGGUCGUGGCCGAGACGCGCAAACGCAAAGGCCUGAAGGAGGGAAUCCCCGCCCUGGAUAACUUCUUAGACAAACUUUAA